Aedes albopictus (Asian tiger mosquito) is the source of this 1040-nucleotide messenger RNA. RefSeq lists its product as uncharacterized. NCBI's taxonomy places the organism in Eukaryota, Metazoa, Arthropoda, Insecta, Diptera, Culicidae. The record is from RefSeq and is a predicted model, not a curated record. The transcript is spliced from 2 exons. The coding region runs from base 25 to 843 and encodes 272 amino acids.
GGUACGGACUGGUACGAUUAAAUCAUGUCACUGUCGGUUGUAAUCGUAAGGAGCCUGUGGUUUUUCAUCCUUGUUCUACCAGGUGGCUACUGUUCGCAAGAAGGUAAUUUCGGUUUCGGUGUAGAACUAAUUUUGGCCAAACUGGAAGCAAUAGAAACAAGAAUGAUGCAACUAGAGCAACACAAUUCAUUGCUUCUAAAGCCAUCAUGCCUGCUACAGUCGGAAAGCACUGAAACAAGAACAUCCCGCUUAGCACAUCUGGAGAGCACCGAUCAAUCCACAACUACUCCACGAACUCUGCCUUAUCCCGGUCAACUAUAUCCACGUAGACAUCGGAAUCGACAUCCCAUUUCGAAUAAUACUUCGAAAUACACUACAUCAGAUGAUGUGGACCUUUACAGCUUCUUACCCGUACCUAUGCCCCCACAGUCUGAAAGCAUUACAGUAACUAAAUCAGAUUCAGGCUUGAUAACAUCUCGUCUAUCACAGCCGGGAAGCACCAAUCAAGCCACAACUCAAUCACGAACUCUGCCUCGUCUCGGUCAACUAUAUCCAUAUGAACACCGGAAUCGAUAUCCCAACGAUAAUAUAUACUUAUUUCCACGCUUGCCGCCCAUCUUGACUAAUACUUCGAAACAUAUUACAACAGAUGAUUCAAAAGACUACAGUUUCUUACUCCCACCCCAGUCGGAAAGCAUUGAAACAACUACAAAUGAUCCAAUCUCUAGAAUAUCCCGCCUAUCACGGCCGAAAAGCACCGAACAAGCUACAACCUCGGCCACAACUCAAUCACGAAAUCGACGCUUGCAGCCCAUGGGCAUAUCGACGACUACUUAUAACUAACCAUUUAACUAAUGUAGAUAUUUUUAGCCCUAAUAGGACUCGGAGACCAAUAAAUCGCAGUAGUGCCGAACACAUAACGCAUAAUAUACAUAGUACAAAAUGAACUAAAAAAAACUUUGUUAUUCUUGUUAUUUAUAUGAAGGAAAAAGAAAGGGGUUCGGUCCACUUAGUAAUCCUACAUAGAGAUAUGCAAAGGU